GGCACUCGAAACAACAUACUCCAAAGUCCAAAAGAUUCAAAUCCCACAAAUUUUGAAUAACUAAAGAUAAAACAUUGCCAUUUCCCCCAAUUAUAUCCGACCCGAAUAAAUUCAAGUCGGGUCAAUCUUUAAAUUUCUGCCAGAAGUCUACAACCACGGUCGCCCAUAACUGACUGAACCCACCACCGGAUUUUCCCUCUCUUCCCAACUACGUUUGUAGUGAUACGAGAGCGUAGAAUUGCUGAAGAAAACAGUUGAGAUUAAUUUGGAGAUGAUCUGCUGAUAUGAAUAGACCAUCAGUUAGGCCACGUCCCUUAGACAUACACAAGAAGUUACCUAUAUUGAAAUCUAUCAAAGAUUUUGAAGAUGACGAUACUCCAACUUCUACCCGUACACAGUUGCUUCGCCUGAUUGCAGAACCUGACGAUACACAGGUACAACAAGUUGCUAGUAAGAAAACGGUUUCUGAAAUACCUAUUCCUGAAUAUGUUAUUGUGGAUACAUAUGAAAGAGACUACUCUCCAACUUUCAAGCAACCAACAUCUUAUUUACGUGCAAGGGGAGUGCGGGGUGAGAUUGGAGAGUUUGUUGAGUAUGAUCUUGACAAUGAGGAUGAAGACUGGCUUGAAGAGUUCAAUAAGGAAAAAGAUAUUCUUCCUGCUGAAAAAUUGGAGACCAUUCUCUUCAAGUUGGAGGUAUUAGAUCAUAAGGCAAGAGAAAAAGCAGGAGUUAUAAAUCCUACACUUGGUGCGCCUGUACCUGUACUUUUGACAUUCGAUGCUGCUGUUGAGGCUCUUCAAGCUCUGUCCAUAAAAUAUGGAGUGUUUCAAUCUAUCUACAACUACUGGAGAGAAAAGCGAGAAAGAUGGCAGAAACCUGUUUUGCGGCAUUUGCAGCCUCCUCCACCAGUUAAUGAUACCAAUCCAUACAAUGUAUUUAGACCAAGGGAAAAAGCUCAUAGGCUUCAUACAAGAAGAAUGCAAAGAAGGGAAAACAACGUGCAGUCAUUUGAAAAGCUUCGUCAAGUCAGACGUAAUCUUGAGCAAGCAAAGCUUUUGCUUGAGGCUGUAAUUAAGAGGGAAGAGAAAAAAAGAGAAGUUAUUGAAAGUGAAGUCACCCUUCAAAGGAUCCACACAAAGUACAAGAAUGAAACAGAGCUCCUUGAAGACAAUUUAGCCCUUCCUGGACCGCCAUCUUUUCUGUCCAGGCUUGCUUCAAGCGAGGAUGAAUUUGUAGAGUUGGAUGAUUAUCAUCAAAACCGUCUACAAAAUCAUGCUUUGAUGGACUCGAGAUAUCUAAUGCCUUCUGGGGGAAUGAUGAAGCGGGAGUUAAGACGUCCACCUGGGCCGUAUUCAUGGCUCCAGAAAUUGGAUCCACUUGAGCCUAUAUUACUUUUCACAAAGCCUCUGGAUCCAGCAAAGCUAGCAGCUGCAGGCAUUGUACCACCACCAGCCACUUCUGUACAAAAUGGCACAUCAUCACGUACAUACAAUCCGCGUGGUAGGAUUGGUAGAGGGGGAAGAAUCAUAUUCGAUAGGUGGAAUCCACUUAUGCAUACCCCAAUUGACUCCGGUGAUUCUCUAUAUGCACCCCCAUAAUCAUGACCACCAACACGUAACCGCUCUUUUAUUCCUACCACCACGCCAUACAAUCACCACCACUACUAGGUUGCUGCAUAUAUAUCGGACGAUCGUGAGAGUUCUGUAUCCCAUUCAUGUUAGAUUACAUAACACUAACAACGGUUCUACAACUUGAUGGUUCCUAUGUGGUAUUCUUCUGACAUUUCAAGUGAAUCAUGUAUAUAUACGCCUUCUUUCUAAAAGUAGCAAGGUAUUCACAUGAAAACAAAGCCUUUCCUUUUUGACAUCUUUGAAUGUGUUCGUAGUUUUAGAAAGCUGAUGUCGAUUAGCUGUUAUGCCACAACGCUUUUGUCUUGGCGCUAGUGCUACUUGGGAUGUAAUGUUACUUGAUGCUUAUUCUAGAUUGAUUUUAUGGAAUUUUAAUAAUAAGAAUCAUGGGUAUUGAAAUCUUGCCA
This is a messenger RNA of Erigeron canadensis, 2035 nucleotides long. RefSeq lists its product as uncharacterized. The transcript has 13 exons. Lineage: Eukaryota; Viridiplantae; Streptophyta; Magnoliopsida; Asterales; Asteraceae. Gene Ontology annotation, cellular component: piccolo histone acetyltransferase complex. Gene Ontology annotation, biological process: regulation of transcription by RNA polymerase II. The coding region runs from base 285 to 1598 and encodes 437 amino acids. The record is from RefSeq and is a predicted model, not a curated record.